Molecule: messenger RNA, 889 nt
Organism: Manduca sexta (tobacco hornworm)
Lineage: Eukaryota; Metazoa; Arthropoda; Insecta; Lepidoptera; Sphingidae
Exons: 2
Coding region: 132-797 (221 amino acids)
Source: RefSeq, a predicted model, not a curated record
CGCGUACGUAGUGGGGUCUGCUCGGCGCAUGCGCGAGCGCAGGCCGGCUCGUUGUAGUCACGGUACGCCUCGGCGCUCAGUCGCACUGCUAAUUUUGAUGCAUCCGAAAUAAACAGUGAAAAGUUUUUGAAAUGUCCUUCCAAGGUGAAGGACCCGAGCGCGAUCAUGACAGCGCGAAUCAAGGGUUAGAUCUUAUGGACCUGAAUCCAGACGACGACGCUAUUGUGCCUCAGGCAUCUUCAACAGCACAGGCGUCGAGACCACAAUCGGUGGGUGCGGCGGUUCGAAGAAGAUCACUGUACCGGCGUCCUGGAGCACCGCGAGCAAUGUAUUCGCCACGUGGGCUGGCCCCUCGCCUGCCCCAGCGGGUUGGUACUCAUUUCGCGCGACCCAUGCCGCCGCGCCAGCCAUUAAGGGCAAUCCAAGGAAGAGCCCGGGUGCGAGGGUUAACAUACCGUCCACAGCCAGGAGAGCUCUUCGAGGGCGCUGCCACGUCAUACGCGGGGAGAGGAGCAAUCAGUGAACAUUUACCACCGUCCUACAACUGGGAACAGUACAGACCACGUGUACCAAUCCGCGGCUUGGGAUCCCGUCCCAUUAGACAGGGACACCCACAGUGGGGAGUUCCUCGACCAACUGUAUUGCGCCCGGGGUAUAUAGCGUCGCCACGACCACAAGCAAAUGAAGUACUCGACAUCGGAGAAGAUUUAUUAAACAAAUUACAUGCCAUACCGCUGGAGACCGAGUCGUCGGGGGAGUCCUCGGCAGCGUCGACACCACGGUCGUUGUCGCCCUAAGCUUCAGUUGUUUUACCGUCUUAAAAUACUUUUUGGAUAUGUGUUUUCUAAAUUUUGUAUUUAAAUAUUUACAAUAAUAAAUGGUGUUUUUC